Molecule: messenger RNA, 1778 nt
Organism: Porites evermanni
Lineage: Eukaryota; Metazoa; Cnidaria; Anthozoa; Scleractinia; Poritidae
Source: the annotation of a GenBank genome assembly
AUGCAAAUUACUUCUUUACGUUACAAUGGAGGAGUCUAUUACAGAAAUGUCACGUGGUACCCCAGCCAAUAUCAAGUCGGACAGCAGUCGUUCUGCUUCAAAGCAGUUGACUCAUCAUGGUGAGAUGAUAUUUUUUGUUAUUAGUUUCUUAGGGCGUUAUUCAUUCACCAAAAAACCUUCCGCGAGAUGAAGAUCCAUCGGAUGAGGAUUGUGUUUCAUUUGAAAAAUUUACCAUACAUCUAUUAUAAAAGUGCUAAUAAUGAGAAUAAAUUGUCGAAUUAUAAUAGGAAGUUUUUGAAACCUCAUUUGCAAAAUGGUCGAUUGCAAAUGCCCGCAAGACGGCUUAUUUGAGCGACAAAGUGACCAACAAUUGCAAGUUAUUGCUGAACACUUUUAUGAUAUAAAUCUUAUAGUUUGCAAUAUGCUCAGUUUGUCUGAUUUAUGACCUUUAACUUGCUGAUCUGUCUUUUCUUUCUUGCCUAGUUUGGGGAGUCAAUGGAGAUGCAUAACGAUUCUUGUCGGUAUAAGUAAGUAAACUCGUUAAUCCUCGGAGCUAUAUUAGGAAACGCUUAGCUACAAAGAUUGAAAGAUGAUUAACUCCAAGUGCGUUUCUUGCUUUCUCAUUGGCAAGUCCAGUGUACAAUUUGUAAAUUGUUCGUGGCGCACGCUUCAAAAUAGGAGGAAUACGUACCAUAUUUAUUCUAUGAGCGCCCGCGACGAAUAUUAAUGUCCACCUAUAUUUGCACUGUCGCGCUUAUUUGAGGACGGCGCAUAUUUCACACUUCCCGUUUGAGAAUAACACAGUCAUAAUAUCUCAGUAGGUUGCUCUCAUUUUCGCAAAUGGUAAGGGAAUUCUAUUUUUGCCCACAGGUAGUACCCCCCGCGUUAUUUUGGGAAGGCAAACGCCUCAAACUCCUCUCAGUACCAGCGGACCAGGUUAUAUCUGGAGGAGCAUACAGUUUGAUCAAGUGGUAAGAAUAAAACGAUUUAGCUUAGCAGAACAUUUCACGCUUAUACCUCUUUAUAAGGCUGUCAUCAUCCCUUGUUGUCGUUGAAAGGUAUUUUUUGUCUUCCUUUUGCCCCCAAAUUUUACUCCAAUCCCGUGUUUAUCCCGACCGUUACCUUCUUUUUCUAUUGGCUCUCCCGCUGACGCCGACCUUUCUUUUACUGUACUCAUGUUUUGUAUUCUCAGUCACUCGCUCAUCAUCGUCACCAUGUGCAUAGUGGCCUUCGUUGAAUAUAGAGUAAUACUCUCCGAGACCUUUUCUCUCGCAGGUAAUUCCGAUCUGUCUUCCUUCUUUCCUCGACAUUAUUAUGUUUCCACAACCCAUCUUUCUUCACCCAGCUGCAAACUUUAAAUGUUUAUUUUCUUAAUUUUUGGGAAGAAACUGAAGACAAUCUUUGCCAAAAUUUGAGGCAAUAUGAUCUAACGUUUCUUUUCCACACAGAUAAAGAAGCCUCGCACUUCUUCCUACAUCCGGCUCGUUCUUCUUCCCAGUGGUCACACAGUUUAUAAAGUGGACACACUCUCUCAGUUUGCCAUAAUCAACAGUGAUCUUACCACCCUGUGGUUCGCAAUGCCUUAUGCUGCAUUAAGUAUGAACGGCUCGUACGCGACCUUGAUGGAUCGUGGUGCAGUGGUUGGACAAGGUUGUUCUUAUGACGGACCACCCACACCAGGGAUAACUAACACAAGUGACUGGCAGUUUAUUACUGGUUUUUGUCCCGUUGGCUAUGCCCUUGCCUCACCAAACUUUACUACUUGUCUGGGUAAGUAA